CGCGGGGCCGGGCCAGGGCGCGCGGCGCGGACUGAGAAAGGAGAGCGCCGGCGGCCUCGCGGGUCCCCGCGGGGUGGGGUGGGGGGCCCAGUGGGCGCCCGAGGCUGCGGCCACCCCGACCCGCGGGACAGCAUGCCGCGAGCCCGGAGGAGGCCGGCGGGGCCGGACAUGAAGGGGCCAGAAGGAAAACGCUCCAAAACUAAAAGCCUAGGGGGGGCAUCAGCCCAAGUGGAGAGCUCCAGCCUCCAGAGGACUCCAGCCUCUGAAGACGGUGGGGAGGCUCUCGGCAGCUACUGGCUGAUGAAGUCAGAGCCAGAAAGUCGACUGGAGAAAGGCGUGGAUGUGAAGUUCAGCAUCGAGGAUCUCCAGGCACAGCCCAGGCAGACGACGUGCUGGGAUGGUGUGCGCAAUUACCAGGCCCGGAACUUCCUGAGGGCCAUGAGGCUGGACGAGGAGGCCUUCUUCUACCACAGCAACUGCAGAGCGCCGGGCAUCGCGGGCCUCGUGAAGAUCGUGAAGGAGGCUUACCCGGACCACACACAGUUUGAGAAAAACAAUCCCCACUAUGAUUCAUCCAGCAAAGAAGACAACCCCAAGUGGUCCAUGGUGGACGUACAGUUUGUGCGGAUGAUGAAGCGUUUCAUUCCCCUGGCUGAGCUCAGAGCCCAUCACCAAGCACACAAAGCCUCUGGCGGCCCGUUAAAAAACAUGGCUCUCUUCACUCACCAGAGACUCUCCGUCCAGCGCCUGACCCGAGAGGAGUUUGAUUUUAUCCUGAGCCUGGAGGAAAAGGAACCGAGUUAAUGGAGACGCGGCUGCUGAAAAGGACAAGAUGUUGCCCCAAAGUCAAGCUCCCACAAGACGAGAGGCAGUGUGGGGAGCACGCCGGCUGUGAGCAGAGGUGGGGCCUGGUCCUCUCUAAUAAACACCCAUGCUUAA
This is a messenger RNA of Budorcas taxicolor (takin), 939 nucleotides long. It is a transcript of the gene THYN1, whose product is annotated as thymocyte nuclear protein 1. The transcript has 7 exons. Gene Ontology annotation, cellular component: nucleus. NCBI's taxonomy places the organism in Eukaryota, Metazoa, Chordata, Mammalia, Artiodactyla, Bovidae. Bases 133 to 804 code for a protein of 223 amino acids. The record is from RefSeq and is a predicted model, not a curated record.